GUUCCACUAGCUCCUAUGCAGAAGUCCGGUAUAAACCUUCAUUUUUAAAGGAUGAUGAGCUCCGACAGUUAAUCCUUAGGGCUGCAGAUGGAUUCCUAUUUGUGGUUGGAUGCAACAGAGGAAAAAUUCUGUUUGUCUCAGAAUCAGUUUGCAAAAUACUUAAUUAUGAUCAGGCCACUUUAAUUGGACAAAGUUUAUUUGAUUACUUGCAUCCAAAAGAUGUUGCAAAAGUUAAGGAGCAACUUUCUUUUUCGGAUGUCUCUCCUAGGGAGAAGCUCGUAGAUGGGAAAACUGGCUUGCAAGUACACACAGAUUUUCAAACUGGACCAGCUCGACUGAAUUCUGGUGCUCGACGUUCCUUCUUCUGUCGGAUAAAAUGUAGUAGGACCACAGUCAAAGAAGAAAAGGAGUGCUUGCCCAACCCAAAGAAGAAAGAUCACAGAAAAUACUGUACCAUUCACUGUACUGGGUAUAUGAAGAAUUGGCCUCCUAAUGAGGUGGGAGUAGAAGAGGAAAAUGGUGUAGAAAAGGACAGUAGUAACUUUAACUGUCUUGUUGCAAUUGGGAGGUUACACCCUUAUAUUGUUCCACAAAAGAGUGGAGAGAUACAAGUCAAAGCAACAGAAUUUGUUACACGAUUUGCCAUGGAUGGAAAAUUUGUUUAUGUAGAUCAGCGUGCAACAGCAAUUUUAGGGUAUCUGCCACAAGAGCUUCUAGGAACUUCUUGUUACGAGUACUGCCAUCAAGAUGAUCACAAUCAUCUAGCUGAAAAACAUAAAGAAGUGCUGCAGAAUAAAGAAAAAGUAUUUACAAAUUCCUACAAAUUUAGAGCAAAAGAUGGGACUUUUGUUACUUUAAAGAGUCAGUGGUUUAGUUUCAUGAAUCCGUGGACCAAAGAACUGGAGUACAUUGUAUCAAACAACACUGUGGUAUUAGGUCAUAACGAGUCAGCUGAAGAACAGGUCCCCCACGGUUCCCAGCCUGCAGAAGAUGCUGUAAAACAGUCUUUAGUAGGUGUACCUGGAAUGUCCUCUGGAACAGUUCUUGGUGCUGGAAGUAUAGGAACCGAAAUUGCAAAUGAAAUAUUAGAAUUGCAAAGGUUGCAUUCUUCACCAUCUGGGGAGUUAAGUCCAUCACAUCUCUUGAGAAAGUCACCUUCUCCAGCUUUAACUGUAAACUGCAGUAAUGUGCCAAAUAAAGAGAUGAUUCAGUUAUGUCCUUCAGAAACAGAAGUUCUAGAGACUUCAGAACAAAACCAGCGUGCUAUUCCAUUUCCCAAUAAUGAACCUCUCCUCAGUGGUAAUUCUCAGCUGGACUUUGAUGCAAUAUGUGAAAAUGAUGACACUGCUAUGACGGCUCUUAUGAAUUACUUGGAGGCUGAUGGAGGACUUGGGGAUCCAGCUGAACUCAGUGAUAUACAAUGGGCUCUCUAGUUUUGCUUUUUCAAAAUAAGAAGGAAUGUAAAAUCUGUAAUGCACAACAACCGUACAUCCUCAGUACUGUAUUAUAAUUUUUUAAUAUUUCAUUUGAAUUCAUACUUACUGUCUAUAUAUUUUUAAAGACUGAAGCCGUGUUCAGAGAGAGACAGUUUCUGCUGCACCUACGGAAAAAUGCAAUAUUUUUUUCAUGAUGGGGAAACCUUGAAAUUUUAAUAUUGAACCAUCUGUAACUGGAAUGCUUAAAACACAUUACUAUAUUUUUGCUAAGAAGCUUUAACCAAAAGGUACUGUACAAUGUGCAGGAAUAUUUUUUUCUUAGUUUUAAUACUUAAACUUGUAUUUAUUGUUUUUGUUUCAAAUGGUAGAAUAUUGAUUAUCCAUGUUACUUUCUGUAGAACCUACUGUACUUACACACUUUAAGAAUAUUUGUAGCUAUUAAAUUUCAUUGAAAUUAUGUUUUGCACACACUACAGUUGUACAAUAAGGUAUUGUAAUUCUCAAAUG
Molecule: messenger RNA, 1943 nt
Organism: Fulmarus glacialis (Northern fulmar)
Lineage: Eukaryota; Metazoa; Chordata; Aves; Procellariiformes; Procellariidae
Gene: BMAL2
Product: aryl hydrocarbon receptor nuclear translocator-like 2
Exons: 12
Biological process (GO): regulation of transcription by RNA polymerase II
Cellular component (GO): aryl hydrocarbon receptor complex; cytoplasm; nucleus
Molecular function (GO): DNA-binding transcription factor activity, RNA polymerase II-specific; RNA polymerase II cis-regulatory region sequence-specific DNA binding
Source: RefSeq, a predicted model, not a curated record